AUGGCUCUGCCAACCACAGCAGCCCUCCCACCCACAUUUACCAGCGUGUACCGUCUUUUUCUGCGUGCGACCUCUGCUUCCGUACUUCACCAUAACGUCGCGAGAAAACAGCUAAGAACACUAUGGCGUCCUCAUUUUCGGGAAGCCGCGAAGAUAUUGCAUACGUUGCGGGAUCCGGGGCUGAAUGUGCAGGAGAGAACACGGCGAGAGGAGUGGAUGGCGAAGUGGGAGACCGGGGUCGACCAAACAUUAUCUUUCCUCGCUACCUCCUCAACAUCCCGCGGACUCCCUCAUAACGUCACACGCGCCCUCUCAUUUCUCAAUUAUGGCUACCACACUUGGAACACCGACAAGUUGUAUGGUAACUCACACACAUGGAACCCUUCUCCUGAGAAAUACAAGAACGUCCACGAACAGCUGCAGCAGAUCCAACGGACGGAGAUCAUAGCUAGGCGUAAAGCCGAACGACGCGCUCAGGAGGGAAAUAGGAAUAAGGACGUGCAGGCUGUUAAGAAGUGGGAGGGAGAAGGAUGGGGAGCUUUGGAGGAGGUUGCGAGGAUGGCGGAGGGAACGACGGGCGUAUUUAUGGGGAGGGUGGAGGUGAGGAAGAGGAGGGCUAGUGAUAUACAUAGGCCAGGGAGAACUUGGACUAAAUGAUUCCGAACUCCUCAGUAUGGUCAGACCUACUCGACGACCUGAUGUUCAGCGCGUCCACAGGACCAUCAGAAUAUCCAGCGGCACGAGCUCUUGCUCAAACGCACAUCGCAGUGGUUCAUGCUUCACUCCGCGUUUGAAAUGCCAAGGUGCAAGCCGCGGUUGAUGUUAAGAUAUCCACACAGGUCCAAGAGCUGGUCCUGGGCCAUGUUCGCCCAAGUAUCAUACAAGCUGCAUCUUGACCAAUUAUGGAUAAUUAAUCGAUGGUUCAA
This is a messenger RNA of Stereum hirsutum FP-91666 SS1, 926 nucleotides long. RefSeq lists its product as uncharacterized. Bases 1 to 657 code for a protein of 218 amino acids. The transcript is spliced from 3 exons. The record is from RefSeq and is a predicted model, not a curated record. NCBI's taxonomy places the organism in Eukaryota, Fungi, Basidiomycota, Agaricomycetes, Russulales, Stereaceae.